AUGGCCGCCCAGUCAACACUUCGACAUCCGGGGGAUCCUCUCCUUGCACUCUACUUACAUUACUCAGGUCUAAUCCGCUCUCGGCUGAAGCGUACUUCAUCAACCACUCGACUUAUCGCUGUGAUUUCACUUCUUUUUUCUAUCAUCGGCUCGGGGUAUGGCGGUUACAAGUGGCUUCGGGGAAGAGCAAAGGAACGCGCACAAGGUCGCCGUCUACUUCGCCGAAACUCAGGCAUCCGAGGAAAAGAUGGAUCGCGUACCAUCUAUGUACCCUACAAGGGAUCCCGGACCUCGAAAGUCUUGAUCCAUCCAACUAAGCCUACUACUUUCGAUGCUCAUCGACGUCUGUUCUUGAACCCGCCGGUUUCGGCUCGCACCAUAGAGAGCGGGUACUCAAGUCAGAUUCCCCCACCCACAGCGAAACCUGGUCUAAACCUGGCGUUUCUCCACCAGUUCCUCAGCUUGGGAAGUAUUAUGGUUCCAAGAUGGGGGAGCAAGGAGACCGGACUGUUGAUGAGCCAUGGCCUUUUCCUCCUGCUUCGAACCUACCUCUCACUGGUUGUUGCACGACUAGAUGGUGAAAUCGUUCGAGACUUGGUUGCUGGUAAAGGCAGGGCCUUUAUGCUUGGCAUCCUGAAGUGGUGUGGAAUCGGCACACUUGCCUCUUACACCAAUGCAAUGAUCAAAUUCCUCCAAUCCAAAGUGUCAAUCUCCUUCCGGACUCGCUUGACACGAUACAUCCAUGACCUGUAUCUGUCCGACAAUGACACUUACUACAAGCUGAUGAACCUUGACGGGGGCAUUGGCCAAAGUCCUGAUCAAUUCAUCACCCAGGAUCUCACCUUGUUUUGCUCAGCUGCAGCCGCCCUCUACUCAUCCCUCGGCAAGCCAUUAGUGGAUCUUUUUGUUUUCAACUACCAGUUAUAUCGUUCUCUUGGCCCUCUUGCUCUGAGCGGGAUUCUCGCUGGCUACUUUAGUACAGCUGUGAUGCUUCGGAAAAUGUCACCGCCGUUUGGUAAAUUGAAGGCUGUCGAGGUCAAGAAGGAAGGAGACUUCCGGGGUUUACACUCAAGGCUGUUAGCCAACUCCGAGGAGAUAUCGUUCUAUGGAGGUGCUGAUAUUGAGCGAGUAUUUUUGAACAAAAGCUUCUUAGAUUUGCAACGCUGGUUGGAGGGCAUCUACAGCCUCAAAAUUCGGUACAACAUGCUCGAAGACAUGAUUUUGAAAUACUCAUGGUCGGCCUUUGGAUACCUGCUGACCUCGCUGCCUGUCUUCUUACCUGCAUGGGGUGGCCUUGCGGGUACUUUAGAGUUGGCUGAUAUGUCAGAGAAUAUGACCCGAGAGCGAGGUCGCAUGAAGGAUUUCAUCACCAACAAGCGUCUUAUGCUUUCUCUGGCUGAUGCAGGAGGCCGUAUGAUGUACAGCAUCAAGGAUAUCUCUGAACUCGCAGGUUACACCUCACGUGUCUACACCCUAAUCGCCGCUCUUCACCGUGUCCACGCCAAUGCAUACUAUCCCCCUCAAGGCUCUUACCCGGAGCUCUUCUCUCUUUCAGAUGCGCAAGGUACGACUCACAAUGGAUUUGAUGGUGUCCGCCUGGAGCAAGUCCCCAUUGUUGCACCGUCCCUCUACCCCUUAGGUGGAGAUGAGCUCAUCGAGUCAUUAUCGUUCAUCGUUCACUCGGGUGAACAUCUUCUGAUCUCUGGGCCAAACGGCGUCGGUAAGUCAGCUAUCCCUCGUAUCGUGGCAGGGCUGUGGCCAGUCUAUCGCGGAUUGGUCAGUCGGCCCCGAGCAUUCGGCCUUGAAGGUAUCAUGUUCCUCCCACAGCGUCCAUAUCUGAGCGUAGGUACCUUGCGGGACCAAGUGAUCUACCCUCACACCGAGAUUGACAUGCAUGAGGCUGGUGAGUCCGACGCCGGGUUGCAGAAGAUCCUCGACGCCGCCCACCUUGGCUAUCUGCCUCAACGCGAAGGAGGGUGGGAUGCACGCAAGGAGUGGAAAGAUGUGCUAAGCGGCGGAGAAAAGCAACGCAUGGCAGUGGCCCGACUGUUCUAUCACGAGCCCCGCUACGCCUUUAUCGACGAAGGAACUUCGGCAGUUUCCUCUGAUGUAGAGGGACUGCUCUAUGAGCAAGCGAAAGAACGUGAUAUCACACUUGUAACCAUCUCCACUCGGGCGUCUCUCAAGAAGUACCACACUUACAAUCUUACUCUCGGCAUGGGAGAAGAAGGUGAGCAGUGGGAGUUUGAGAGAAUCGGCACCGAGAAAGAGAAACUUGGCGUUGAGAAAGAAAUUCAAGAGCUUCGUACGCGUCUUGACAAAGUAGAUGAGUGGAAGCUGCGCCGUGAAGAGAUUGAGAAGGAGCUUGGUAAGGUCUGGGGCCCUGAUGGGGAGAUUGCUCCUCCACCUUAUCAGAUGGAAGACAAACCUAUGGCAGAUAUACAGGAAGGAUGUCAUUGA
Molecule: messenger RNA, 2460 nt
Organism: Penicillium taxi
Lineage: Eukaryota; Fungi; Ascomycota; Eurotiomycetes; Eurotiales; Aspergillaceae
Gene: pxa1
Product: putative peroxisomal ABC transporter (PXA1)
Exons: 1
Coding region: 1-2460 (819 amino acids)
Biological process (GO): fatty acid beta-oxidation; peroxisome organization; very long-chain fatty acid catabolic process
Cellular component (GO): peroxisomal membrane
Molecular function (GO): ABC-type transporter activity; ATP binding; ATP hydrolysis activity
Source: RefSeq, a predicted model, not a curated record